AUGAUAAGUAAAAUCCAACGAGAUAUUACAUCAUUUUAUUUCGUUAUUUUAUUUAUUUUUUUCUUAACAAAUCAACCUGUUUCAACUAAUAAUAUCGUUGAUUUAAUUCAUUCAAUAAGAAAUAAAAAUACAGAUGAUAAUCGAUCGACAGAUAAUUUAGUAUCGGAAUUUCGUGAUAUUAUAACAACUAUUCAAGAACAUUUAUACAAUACAAGUAUUCCAGUUUGUCUUCCUGGUUUUCGAUCUUAUGGUGGGUCAUGUUAUUUUCUAUCUCCAUUAAAAUCAACAUGGUUAACAGCAUCAAAUCUAUGUGGAAUAAAACGUAAUUCAUCUUUAGUUUCAUUUGAAACAAAUGAUGAAUUAGAAUUUG
Molecule: messenger RNA, 370 nt
Organism: Adineta steineri
Lineage: Eukaryota; Metazoa; Rotifera; Eurotatoria; Adinetida; Adinetidae
Source: the annotation of a GenBank genome assembly